Lycium ferocissimum is the source of this 1842-nucleotide messenger RNA. RefSeq lists its product as uncharacterized. The transcript has 6 exons. The record is from RefSeq and is a predicted model, not a curated record. Bases 212 to 1657 code for a protein of 481 amino acids. Lineage: Eukaryota; Viridiplantae; Streptophyta; Magnoliopsida; Solanales; Solanaceae.
AAAGUAAUAAAAUAUUUAAUUCUGGGGACUCUGAUGAAUCACGUGUUGUAGUUUAGUUCCACAUAAAUUAAUUGCAUUGCGUAGUUCUCACUAGUUCUUAAAGGAAAUGAAGCAGAAAAAAUUGCUGUGCCGCUGAGAUCAUGAAAGAAAGGAUGAAAGACUUUGUGCCAAGGCUAGAUGCUUCUCAAAAUAAUUCAGUGGUGGGAACAAAAUGGAGAUAUCUGAAGAAGAAAACUACUACAACAACAACCUUAUUAACGAUAACGCAAAAUACAGUGGCAAUUUUUCGACGAAGCCCCAAAUUCUUGACUACGCAUUGGAUUGUGCUGCAUGGAAUCAGUCCAAUGCAUGCCCAAGAGAUUAUCCUACAUCAUACAAACCCUUGAACCCUAAUAACUCAACAUGUCCUGAGUAUUUCAGAUGGAUUUAUGAAGAUUUAAAGCCUUGGAAGGAGACAGGAAUCACUAGGAAAAUGUUGGAGAAAGCAAAAUGGAACGCAUAUUUCAGAUUAGUUAUAUUGGAUGGCAGAAUUCAUGUCGAGAAAUACAAUACAAAAUUAAAGAGAUCCUUUCAGACUAGGCAUUUGUUCACUAUGUAUGGUAUAGUACAGCUCCUAAGGUGGUACCCUGGGAAAUUGCCUAAUUUGGAGAUCAUGUUUAAGACCGACGACUUGCCGGCCAUCCGAUCCAAGGACUACCGCGGACCGGACUCCGGCCCUCCGCCGUUGUUUAGCUACUGUUCAGAUUUGCAAAGUUUGGAUAUUGUCUUUCCAGAUUGGUCAUUUUGGGGCUGGGCUGAAAUAAAUAUAAAGCCAUGGAGAAAUGUGAUUAAGGACAUAAAAGAAGGUAACAAACGAACCAAAUGGAAGGAUAGGGUACCCUUUGCUUAUUGGAAGGGAAAUCCCAAUGUUUCUCCCAUCAGAAAAGACCUCUUGAAGUGUAAUGUUACUGACAAACAGAGCUUUUUUUCUUUUUUCUGGACUGACAACAACGACUUUGAUACUCUCUUAUACGUCCAGGACUGGAUUGGACAAUCCAAAAACAGGUAUAAGGAAUCGAAUCUUGAAGGUCAAUGCACCCAUAGAUAUAAAAUAUAUGUGGAAGGAUCGGCAUGGUCAGUGAGUGAAAAAUACAUUUUGGCCUGCGAUUCUCCAACGUUGUACAUACGAACCCGUUACCAUGAUUUCUUCAGUCGCUGGAUGAUUCCCCAGCAGCACUAUUGGCCCAUUAGAGACAAAGAUAAAUGUAGGUCUCUCAAGUUUGCUGUUGAAUGGGGCAACAAUCACACUGACAAGGCACAGGGCAUUGGGAAGGCAGGAAGCCAGUUCAUUCACGAAGAUUUGAAGAUGGAAUAUGUCUAUGAUUAUAUGUUCCAUUUGCUGAAUGAAUAUGCAAAGCUGCUGAAGUUUGAACCAAGAAUUCCUGCAAAUGCAGUUGAAAUAUGUUCGGAAUCGUUGGCAUGCACUUCAGAAGGUAUUUGGAGAAAGUUCAUGGAAGAAGCUUUAGAGAAGUCUCCUAAUAAUACAAAUCCAUGCACCCUUCCUCCACCUUAUGAUCCUCGAGAACUUAAAGCGUUUGAUGAACAAAAAAUCAAGGCAACACAACAAGUAGAGGCAUGGGAGGAUGAAUACUGGAGCAGGCUAAACAACAAGCAUUAGGGCCAUUUCAUGCAAUUUUCUUCCCUUAUCCUAAUGUUUGUUGUACUUUCAAGUAGAAAUACCUUAAUGCAUUUGUUAUGUAGACAAGGAUAACAAAAUUCACAUCAUAUCUAGAAUCACACCGUUGUCCAACAGAGAUUACACCGAGUUUAGUUCGGGAAUAAGAUAAGUAUCAGACAAAGAAA